AUGUCCGAAGCUAUCAGCUCUAGUGAGGUCGAGCCCCGAGCUGCUGUGUAUCUGAGUGUCCUCGUGUCACUGCUCCAGCCAUUUCAAAGUGGUUGGUCCACAUCACAGCUGAAUCUGGCUCAGUUCCACGACACUACCGAGUGCAGCGCUCGUCCCGUGGCUGCAAACACGUGUCUUAUGUUUCCUGGACAUUCGAAGCUGGAAUGGACUUUCGCGGUGAACGCAUGGAUUUUCGGUGCGAUGAUAGGCAGCUUAUCCUGUGGUAGAUACAGUGAUUUGUGGGGCCGCAAGAAGCUGCUGCUCGCUAACUGUGGCUUUAUCGUUGUGGGAGCAGUAGUCCAGAUGAGCGUCUCGAACAUUUGGCUGUUUGCUUUUGGUCGUCUCAUUGCUGGUAUCGCUUCUGGUGUUGCAACGGGAACAAUCGGAGCCUACGUGAACGAGUUGUCACCGCCGUAUCUACGCAAUGUCCUUGGUUUGGGACUCCAGAUUUCCGUGACGUUCGGUAUCAUGAUGCCGGCUGUGGCAUUUUUCUUCGCCAAUACCAGCUCAGGUUGGCGAUUUUUGGCCGGGUUUCCAUUGGUAUUAGCUGCAUUAUUUCUAUUGUUUGCACCGUCACUUUGUGUGGAGAGUCCUGCGUGGCUGUUGAUGCAGAACCGCCAAGAUGAAGCCAAGCAUGUUAUCGCUCGGCUUUAUGGAGUGGAGAACGUUAGCGCAGUGUUACAGUGGCUGGAGACGAAGGACAGUGAAGGAGAAGCUCUAAUCGACGGGAAGCAAGCGGAGGAAUCCAUGUUCGAUCCGAAAUAUCGGCGACAAAUUGCGGGUGCCUUGUUACUGUCGUGUUCGCAGCAAUUAUCAGGAAUUAACGCCGUAUUUUACUACUCGAGCAGCAUUUUUGCUGAGGCUGGUAUUUCCGAUCCACGCGUGGGCACGCUAAUUAUCGAUUUUAUCAACAUUUGGCCGGCGUUUUUUACGGGGUGUUUGGCUGUUCGUUUCGGGAACCGCACUCUGAUUUUGUGGGGUUUAGCUGGUAUGUUGGUCAUGGCUCUUGGCAUGACAAUGGCGUUUCUUGUGGAGGUACCUGCACUUUCCGUGCUUUUCACUGCACUGUACGUGAUCAUCUUUGGCGUGACGCUGGGUCCGCUAGUGUGGGUCAUGACGGCAGAUAUUUUCCCGGAUUCUAUCCGAGCGAGUGCUUCUUCGUUGUGUAUCGGCAGCAAUUGGCUUUGCAAUCUUAUUGUGGGCGUGUCGUAUCCAUACCUGGCAGACGCUCUGGAGGACUACAGCUACGUGCCGUUUGUGGUGCUGUUGGGUCUGUUUUGCUGCAUGGCACUUCGACUGGUGCCAGAGACGUCGGGCAAGACGAGCGCAGAGAUCCAGCUGGAAUAUGAGCGAAGUCGCCAGAAGUGACACCAAACUUGAGGUCACAAAAGGUGUAUCAGGUGCUCUGAAGCAUCUUUUGAUGUGUUGGUGCAGUGUAGCUCGACUUUAUAGUGUG
This is a messenger RNA of Phytophthora nicotianae INRA-310, 1495 nucleotides long. RefSeq lists its product as hypothetical. NCBI's taxonomy places the organism in Eukaryota, Oomycota, Peronosporomycetes, Peronosporales, Peronosporaceae. Bases 1 to 1407 code for a protein of 468 amino acids. Gene Ontology annotation, biological process: monosaccharide transmembrane transport. The record is from RefSeq and is a predicted model, not a curated record. The transcript has a single exon. Gene Ontology annotation, cellular component: membrane. Gene Ontology annotation, molecular function: hexose transmembrane transporter activity.